Messenger RNA from Onychostoma macrolepis, 6322 nucleotides. RefSeq names its product zinc finger protein 831 (gene znf831). Lineage: Eukaryota; Metazoa; Chordata; Actinopteri; Cypriniformes; Cyprinidae. The record is from RefSeq and is a predicted model, not a curated record. The coding region runs from base 584 to 5641 and encodes 1685 amino acids. The transcript is spliced from 4 exons.
CAGUUGUGUUGUUAUGUGCUGCACUCUGUCUCUGUCUUACUAGCUCACUCUCACUUUCUCUCUCUCUCUCCCUCCCUCCAUCUGCUUUCUUCCAUAUCUGUGUCCAUCUCAUUUAGUCUUUCUUUCUGGAUCUCCAUGUAUGAUCGCAUGAUCUUCACUUUGGUUUGGGUUCAUUUCUUUCAAAGUGCUGGCGCCCUGAACUUUGUUUUUAAUGGUAUUGUCAGUGACUUCUCUCUUCCUCUUUCACUCUCUCUCAUAUACUUUUUACAUUGUGUUGUCACCGUCAUCCAGUCACAUUUGCAUGAAUGACGUUUGUAUUUCCUCCAUCAGCAGCAGAAAUGGCUGUAAGAAAACUAAAGCGGGAAGAGGAACCAAGGGCCUUUGUGGUGAGAGAGUGUGCCACAGUCACAUGCUCGCUGUCACUCUCUUGUUCGUUUUACCUCGCACUGUUUCAAAGCUGGAUUUUUGUUUCUACAUUGUGGAUUUAAUUGGGAAAUCUUUAGCUGCUGCCGUGUCACCUUUAAGUUCCAAGCUCUGGUAAUUAGUGAGCUCCAUCUCCCAGCAUCACAAGGGUUGUGUUACCAUGGCAACUAGCAAGCAGAGCUUUGUGAGAGCUACCGAGCCUCAGUGUUCAGCGUCUGCACAGAGAGAGGAAGAGACGCGUGUUAAGGCCCCUCUCACGACUAUGUAUGUCCACAGCGUUCCUGCCCCUGGCCUGCAGCCAUAUCCUCAGGCCCAACCUGGAGCCUUGCAGGAUGCAACGGUUGUACCACUGUUCCUUCCAAGGAUGUGUAGCAACUCGACUCUGCCCUCUCUGACACUGCAUAUUGCCAGCGGGGCUGUUUUGCAACAACAAAGGCUAGUGGCUCCAGCAACCUCGGGCAGACCUAAGUCUUUUGGGAAGCAUAUUUGCCCACAGUGCGGUAAGGACUGUCUGAAGCCCAGCGUGCUCGAGAAACAUCUUCGUUGCCACACAGGAGAGCGACCAUAUCCCUGCACUACCUGUGGCAUUUCCUUCAAGACGCAGAGUAACCUUUAUAAACACAAGCGCACCCAGGCUCAUGCCCGCCUUUCCAGCGAAUCUGACAAAGGCACCUUCAGCAGCCAGGAGAGCACAGAGAGUUUAAAGGACAACUGUACAAGUCCAUCCUGUGAGAUGAAUGGCGGAGAUUCAGCUGACUUGAAGAGGAGUAAAGAAGUUAUUCCUGUAGUGACAAUACCGAGUCAGGUAGACUCUAUAGUGCACAAUGGAUUAAGGACAACACCAGCGCUUCAAGACAAUGUAAAUUAUUUGAGAAAAACUGUGGAAUUAUCAGAUGGUGUGAAAUAUAAUCCUGCUAUCCAGCAGACAAGUGCACUGUGUGAGGAUGGAUGUACACAGCUGACUCCAAAUCGUAUGCCUCUUCAGAGGCAAGAAGCUUUGUUCUCCAAACCGUGGGAUUCCCCAAUGUCCCGAGGAAAAUCUCAAAGCCACGACAGUACAGACUCUGGCUUCAGUGACAGCAGUGAGCAUCAUUUAUCCAGCAGUCCUGGAGCAAGUUUGCAUUAUCCCAGUAUGGAAUCAUUGACAGAAACCACUAUGGAACGGCAGGAACCAGGCACCUCCCAGGCACCCUCAGAGAUGACCCCUGACCCCAAAUGCAAGGUGUCCAUUCAGGAGAAGCAGAAGCUGGAAGAAUGGAUUUCAAAGCUUAUAUAUGAGAAUAGUGUGCUGGUGGAUAAUAAACAACUGGAAACUGUGAGGCCAAGAAAGACAAUAUUGUCAAAACAAGGAAGCAUUGAUCUUCCUGUGCCAUACACUUAUAAAGACUCCUUCCAUUUUGAGAUAAAGAGCAGCAAGCACAGCUCAAGCUCACAAAAUCAAGACAGAGGAGGUGGGGCAAUUCACGGCUCUGUGCCUACACAGCACUCCACUGGCUUGGAGCAUGCACCAUUAACACGAAGCAGUUCUUUACCCUUCCCUAUGGGUGGCAAACCCACUGAUGGAGCAAUGAAUUUGAAUCUUAGCAGACGGUGCAGUGCAGGGCAUGUUUACCCAUUAAGGUCAUCAGACCAACGAGCACCAUGUCAUCGCUCACUAGUUAGGCAGGUAGCGGUAGAUUGUCUGCCUACUGCAGAGGGAUCCCCAGUUGAAAGAGGUAGUAUUAGCAGCCUUAGCUUGGAUGGGGACAGCACUGAUGUUGGAACAGAGCCAACUAUAAAAGGAAACUACAGGAAGAAAGCCCGAAAAUUUGACUACACAAAAUGGCACACUUACAAAGGUGGGACAUUUACAAAACUCUACAAUACUGAGAAAGACUGUACACUGAAGGCGAAAAAGACUACACUGAAUUCUGACCAAAGCCUGGGAAUUCAAAUUAACCAACAGAGGGACAAUGGAUCCGUGUCUCUGAGCUUUACUUCCAGUUCUGUUGUGACCUUACAAAAUGACCUUAAGGUGUCAUAUACCAGCUUUGAAAAUAAUAAGGGGGAAGACAUGGAAAGGGAUGAAAUAAUAACACAACACACUGACUUCCAUAUCCCAUCAGAGAGGAAGAAACUGCGCACUGGGAACGAUGUGCAAAUGCUCAGUAUUUCAGAUCCUAGAACUGGAGAGGCAAAUGAAAAUCUGUGUGGUUUAAUUAGUCAAUUACCCCUGUCAACUUGUGCAACGUACGGUUCCAUCACAGUUCCAGCACAAAAGGUCAACAUGCAAAAUCUCCACCCGCAAGGUAGCUUCAUACAUCAGCUGUCAAAUUCAAGUCAGUUCCUUGGUAAUACUCUUAGCCCUGCUUUUUGUUUUAUCAACGUGAGUGGGACAUCUGGCACCCCGUCUGGUUCUAUCAGCAGCCCUACUGUCCCUGAAGCGAAGACCAGCUUUCCUCCCAAAUACCAGCUGAAGAUUCCGUGUUCCACAGAUGGAGUGUCAGCUUCUUGUUCUGGCUCCACUUUAGCACAUAGCACUUGCUCAAACAUUCCAGAUCUCAGGCAAAGCCGCCAAACUACAGUGCAGUGUCAUCUUGAGAACAGUUUACAACCCUCAAAGCAGUGUCAGGGUGUUUCAAUAGUCACAACCUUUGACCAGAGUAAACAAGAUGAAUUGUACGCAACAACUUCAGUGCCUAUUUUAUCGCUUUCCUGUUCAGAGCUAAAUCAAACAAACACUUUAUCAAAAUUCCUGACACAGAUUCAGUCUACCACACCUACAUCAAAUUCACUUUUUUCUUCACCAGUGCAGCAUCAAAUAUCUUUGUUGCAGAGCAACUGUGCAACACGUGUGGUAGAAGACCCGUCAACAGGUUUUGUAUCAUCAACCUCAGAGAACACUCAGCCUGUUACAUCACUGAACACGUCAACAGUGAGUUAUUAUUCAGAAUCUGGUGUACAAACCUAUUCUUCAGUAACUACGACACCUACAGUACAAAACCAUCCUGCCUCCCCUGUGAAUGAAUCAGGAAAACCUCUUGGUCUUACAGGGGACACCAAAUCCACAGCGCAUGAGAAUACUCUGAAAAGCACGGCCUCUAAAAUGGCCACUGAUGACUUUCAAGGGUCCCAGGCUGAAGGAAACAUGAUACUAGUAAAUGGCUCAACACAGGCUCAGAACACAUUUUAUGUACGAACAGCAGACCUCCAGAUAGUCAUGCAGCUUAUUUCUGAUGAACAGCUAGCGCUGAUAGAGCCUCAUAUUGAAACAACAACUUCAAGCACUUUAACAAACCAGACAACACUUUCACAGGUGUAUAGCAAUGAUGUGACUCAUGUGUGCAUGGCACAGGAAAUGGUAAAUAAUGCUGAGAUGAGCAAAAAGAAAGGUUCCAGUUGUGAAUCUGCCAGUCCAAUAAAUAAAGCAGAAAUUGUUUGUAGUUUAAACUCUCAAAAUGCUAAAAAUUAUACAAAUGGAAGCCCUCAAUGUGUUUCAUCUUGGUCACAUGCACAGACGAAGGUUCAUAUCUCAGCCUCAGUGGAUUACAAAAAAAAUUCAACUGGACAAUUGUAUGAACCACAGAAGAUACCUGAAAAUUCACAGGAGAGAACAUCUGCUGGGUUUGAAGUUGCCACAGAGACACGCCACAAACUAGCAGCUGGAGACAAACUAAGUGAACCUCGUUUAGUGGACAGUAACUAUUCUAGAAGAGGAAAUGACAAAGAGCCCCAAAACUGUUCUGUCCAUAACCAAGAUUCUGACAACUCCUCGGAGGACCAAACAGUCAUAGAGGCAUCCAGAGAUAAAGAGCUGUUCUGUUUAAUGGAGCCAAAUCACAUUCAAACUAUAACAAAUAUUAAGCCAGAAGAGCCUAAUGAAACAAGCCACCUCAUGCCAGUCACAUUAUCAGGAAACUGUGAAAGUAUUCAAACAAAGAUCAGAACUUGUAUUUGUGAGAAAAAGACCUCUAUUGCAGAAUCACAUCAUAUGCAAAAAGAGCUAAACUCCACAAUACAACCCAGUCACAACAAGCCACACUGGGCUGCAUGUGGCAGCUCAGGUUUAGAUAGAAGAGAAAUGAGAGCAUGUGACAAAGGCAAGCUCAGCUGCAAGCACGGGACCCUGGUGACUGGAACAUUUUGUCCAGGCCAAACAUCUACACAGUAUGAUUUCAAACAGGCCUUUGCUCUAGGCUCAGGUGACUUUGGGAAUGACACCUAUAGUGGAGUGAAAGCAUCCUGUCCGAUGCUGAACAGGACAUCUAACAUUCAUAGCAUUCUUGAAGACAGUACCAGAUGUGGAGAUGUCCAUACACACCAUGCCAAUCUGGAAAUAUUUACAGGACCUGCCGAGGAUGGUACCCUCAAAAGCUUGCGGUUUCAGAGGGACCCUAGGAAACAGAGCAAGGAAUCAAUCCCCAAAGAUCCUGAGAGUGGAGGUGGAGAGGGGGAAAGAGCCAGCACAGAGGUGGCUGACAAGAACAACACAUGCCAAGUUUUCAAAGACAAUGGCAAAAUAGACAAAAGAAAGGAAGAUGCAACUUCUUGUGAGGAGCAUCUAACAUCUGCUCAAGCUCACCCACAUUUCUCUCGGGAAGUGUCCCUCAACAUUUCAGAACCACUUCAGCAUGAGAUAUUUGGAGUGCCAAACAAUCCGGAAGCAUCUGUUUGCACAAACAUUGUUUCACAAACCUUUCAACAUCAAGGUCAAGGGGAAUGUAACAAUACCAGAAAAGACAGCAUGGGUGAAUAUUUGGGGAAGAGUCCUUCUCAAGAGACAAGCCAAAAGGAGACAUCUUCACCAAAAUAUUCUAAUCAAACCUGCAGACAUCUUUUGGUACACCCACUCAAAGUGAAUACCAUACAAAAUGAAUUCCAAAAGGAGACACAUCCAAGGGGUCCUAUGAGCUACUGGAUUUAUUCAAAAGACAAUCAAGUACAGACAUCAGAGCACAAAAUGAGUGGCACAACUGUAUCAGCCAGCGUUUUGCAAAAUAACUCUGGUGCUUCAAAGACUGAGACUGUUCAUGCAAGUAUUGCUUCAUCAUGCAGUGCUGGGCCCAGUUCUUGCAAUGCCUCACAUCAAAUGUCUAUUCAAGAGCUGCACACUCAUCAAAUAUGUCCCCCAGCUAUACAUAGCAACCCAACAUAUUUAGGUAGCAGUAGUUACCUGGAACAUGAGGACAGUAACAGCAGCAGUGAUGAUGAGCAAAAACUAGUCAUUGAACUUGAGUAAGGUGGACGUACACACAAAACAAGGCAAAACACUCCAUUCUCAGUCCCAAGGUGUCCAAUACUGCUACAUGCCUCACCAUACAGACGACAAAAGAGCCCUUUAGCAGCUUUAGCAACUUGCCAUCAUUAGGCUGACGUGAAAGACAUGGUAUUUUAUCAUCAUUAAUCUAUAUACUGGGAUAUAACUUUGUUAUGUUGAUGUAACAGUCUGAUCAAAGCUCAGUCGAAAUAAUGUUUUCAAAUAACUGCAAAUAUUCAAAGUUUUUCAAGGCCAAACGAUUGAUUUGCAUGAGGAACAGACCGAAAUUUAAUCAUGAUACCAGUCUGAAUGCUGAUGCUGAAAUCCUGCAAACAUUCAUAAACUGUUGCCUGAAGAAGAUUUACCACAUCUAUGAUGUCAAAUGACAUUUGCUCUUUGUCUGUCUUCUGACAUUCUGCAUCAUGCUAAAUUUUGAAUUUAGCUUUUAAAUGAGAAGUGACUGUGUUUACAGAGAAGGAAUCUUUUCAUCUAUUAAAACCUUACGAUUCGCUUUGUUCCUCAUAGAGAGUGCUGCAAGUUUUCUCAAUCUAAGAUAGCUAUGGAUUCAAAAUGCAGCUCUAGUCAUUUAGACUUUUGUAGUGCUUUUUUGGUCUGUUCUUUCUCUCUUUUUCUUUGGAUACAAUAAUAAAAAAUAAAAAAACA